Oryzias latipes (Japanese medaka) is the source of this 1499-nucleotide messenger RNA. RefSeq names its product immunoglobulin lambda-1 light chain. The record is from RefSeq and is a predicted model, not a curated record. Lineage: Eukaryota; Metazoa; Chordata; Actinopteri; Beloniformes; Adrianichthyidae.
GCUUCAGUAAGAAGCAUUUUCUAAAUGUUCCAGAGUCUCUGUCCUGGACUUUUAGGAACUGAUCCUUCCAGAAUGUGAAUGUGGAUUUGAGCUUCUUCAUGGUCUACAUCUGCAGUUUUCAUUGAAUCAGCUUCUCUAGUUUCAGAAACACAAACUGCUCUGGUUCAGAGAAAUGUUCUGUUCAGACAGAAUGGGAUUGAAACCCAAAGUGUGGUUUUCUCAGAGGAGCAGAGAUCUUUCUGCUUCUGUUUGACUGCAUGAAAGCAGCAGAGACCAGAAGUGAGACAGAAACUCUGAGAGUGGAAGUGAGCUCUGAAUGCUGAAUGUGUCUGUGUUUGGACUCCCAGCAGAACUGUGCUGCUCUCUCAUGUUCCUGUGGUUUCAGGAGGAGCAGAAGAAAACAGACUGAUGGACUUCAGGAUGACUGAACACGUGCACAACUCUACAUUUCCUCUUUCAUGCUGUCACUUUCUGCAUGAAUCUUUCAUCUAAUAACUGCAGGAAUAUUUGUCAUUUUCUUCUCUCAUUUCACACAGCAGUUCACCAAGUUCCUCCACUGCAGACAGAGACAGUCAUGUUGAUCUGAACAUUAGAGAAACUCAUCAUGGAGCUGAAAUAUGAUCCUGAUUCACUCAGAUGACACUUUAACAGCACACAGGUUUUUGGAGCACACUUUCUCACUGUGUGGGAGCUAUGACUACUACAUCUUUGGAUCUGGAACUCGACUGUUUGUAACGGAUGAGUCCGUAGUGAAGCCCGUGGUGAGCGUGUACCCAGCAGCAUCCAGAGUCCAUGUGGAGGGGAGCAGCUCCCUGCUGUGUCUGGCCUCAGCCAUGUUUCCUCCUGUGGUCCAGUUCUCCUGGAAAAGACAGAAGAACAAUGAACAACUGGAGAACCUGACCUCUGAAGAGCCGCUGGAUCUCAGAGAGUUGGGACGCAGCGCCUCCAUCCUGCUGCUCCAUCAGCAAGAGGACAGCUCCUAUAAAUACAUCUGCUCCGUCAAACAUGAGGGGGGCACAGUGGAGGCCCAAACACAACAAGAGUUUCCUGCUGCAGGUUCCUCUGUUCCUCCUCUGGACCUGGUGGAGCUGUCCUUCCAGUCUGAGUGCAGGGUGAAGCUGCUCUGCCUGCUGUACUCAGUGCUGAUAGUGAAGAGUCUGGUGUACUGCUGUGGACUCUCUCUGCUGAUGAUCCUCAGAAACAAGGGAGCAUCCACCAACUCCAGACAUGCUGAAUGACUGUUUUCUGCUCGUCUUUUCUCUCCAUCAAAUCUCCUCCUUUCAUCUCAUUCAUCACUUUGAUCACAGUUCUCAAAUGUUCUUCAUGACUUGCUGUAGAUCCUUCAUCAAACUGUGUCAGCUGUGUUGUAGAGAUGGAACUUUGCAGUUUUCUGCUUUUUCAUUUACAUUUUCUGUUUAUACACAUUGAUCCAUGUUCUUACAUUUUAUUUGCAACAAAAUUCUCAAUAAACCUAAAGACAAUUUCCUUGUUUUAAGACA